Messenger RNA from Phalacrocorax carbo (great cormorant), 2453 nucleotides. NCBI's taxonomy places the organism in Eukaryota, Metazoa, Chordata, Aves, Suliformes, Phalacrocoracidae. The record is from RefSeq and is a predicted model, not a curated record.
CGGGGCCGCGGGGCGGAGCUGACGCCAUCGCGAGGCGGCGCUGACGCCAUCGCAGCGCGCGGCGGCGGCGGGUGUCGGUCGAUGGCCGCGGCGGAGGCGCGGAAGCGGCGGCCCAAGGGGCACUUCGCGGCGGGGCGGGCCAAGCGGCCCCGCGGCGGCGGGCAGCAGCUGGAGGCCGGCAUGCGGGGCAUCCUCAUCACCUGCAACAUGAACGAGCGCAAGUGCGUGGGGGAGGCCUACAGCCUCCUCGGAGAGUACGGGGACCUGCUCUACGGGCCCGAGCAGUUUUCAGAUCACGAGGAGCGGCUGUCUGGAAGCGAGAGGGAGGAGGAUGAGGACGAUGUCGAGGCUGCCCUGAAGAAGGAGGUCGGCCAGAUCCGCGCCUCGACGGAGCAGAAGCUGCGGCGGUUCCAGUCGGUGGAGAGUGGCGCCAACAACGUGGUCUUCAUCAGAACCCGGGGCAUAGAACCUGAGAACCUGGUGCACCAUAUAUUAAAGGAUAUGCAUGCCACUAAAAAGAAAAAGACAAGAGUCAUUCUGCGCAUGCUGCCCAUUUCUGGAACUUGCAAGGCUUUUAUGGAAGAUAUGAAAAAGUACACGGAAACUUUUUUUGAGCCUUGGUUUAAAGCCCCUAAUAAGGGUACUUUUCAGAUUGUUUACAAAGCUCGUAAUAACAGUCAUAUGAGUAGGGAAGAAGUAAUUAAGGAAUUGGCAGGAAUUGUGGGCAGCCUCAAUCCAGAAAACAAAGUCGAUCUUAAUAACCCACAAUAUACAAUUGUGGUGGAAAUAAUAAAAAGCGUCUGUUGUUUGAGUGUGGUGAGAGACUAUGUUCUGUUCAGAAAAUACAAUCUACAGGAGGUGGUGAAGAGCAACAAAGACGACACACAACAAAACCCAUCAAGCCUGACAGAAGACCAGAACUUGAAGGUAGUAAAACCAGAAACCGAGGAGGAGAAGAGCUUAAAUGAAGUAAAACACGAGAACAAGAAUCAAGGUGAAACAGAAGCUGAGCCCAAGGGGAAUGAUGUGCUGACAGUGUAGAAAAUGUGGUAGAAGGGAAAGAUAAACAGAAUUGAAUCCUAUUAAAGAAAGUUGCCCAUGAGUUCUGAAAGGGCAUUUUAAAGAGGAAAGUGGGUUUUGUUUUGAAAUCUUGUUUUUAAAAUCCACAUCUCUAAGAAUUUUAAUGCUUGUUGCAGGUGGAACUGACAUUACAGCAGAUGUAAGAGUGCUCAAGAGUGUCUCACCUUUCUGGUGAAGCUUGCUGUCAUUCUUCUAUGGUUUUGUUCUGCAUUGCCUUUACCUAGCACAAAAAACAGAUGUCUGUGCAUGCAUAUGUAGAUGUGGCCAUCCUGACAUAUACUGACUCUCCUUGGUUAUAUCUGAUGGCUACAGAAAUCAAAAGGCAGUGCAGAAUCAGCUCUAUCAGGAAGGAUUGACAGAAGUGAGAGAUCUGUAAAAGACAGUUGCUUGCAGAGGAGUUUUUAAGGAAGUGAUCUGACAGCUUCUGUGACUGCAGAACUCGGAUACAUCUUUCGGUGUGAACAACAGAAUGGACUAAAGUUGAUCAUUUCUUGUAUGACAGAGGAUUAUAUGUAUACACAUACGCACAUUGCUCUACAAGGAUAUGCUAAGUCUUGAAAGUGAAUGGGAAGAACUGCUAUGAUCAAAAUGCUUGAGUACUGUGAGACAAUUUAAUAGAUUUGACUUCUAGAACAGCAGAAGUACAAUGCAGUCAUUGCAGAUGGUUUUAGCAAAAACUACAUGUGUGUUUACAUUAGCAGUGUACGCAGCAGUUACUGGUUUAUAGGAAAUGCUGUAGUCACUGAACAGAAUCCUUGAGUAAUUUCCUGCAAAUAGCCUUUUGCUGCUCUUUCCAAAUCCAUGGGGUGGGUUAUAAUGUCCUUGUUUUGGUUUUUUUUUUUUAAAAAUCUCAAAAUUUGAAUUUAAAUACUGCUUGGAAACUUCUUAUGACAGAAGGUCUCCAUUAUACCAUACUAGAUAAGGGGAAUUAAGUUUAAUUUUUGGUAUAGUUUCAGCUUUACAGUAUUAAUUUCAUUUCAGAUUGAAAGUAGUUAGUGAGUCUUUCUGUUGUCCGUUUGUCACAGCAGCUUUGUUGAUACCCUAGUGACUUUUAAAAAAACAACCAAAACCAGUGCAGCUAUAACCUGCUUUCCAGUAGGGUUUUGAGUAUGCUUCCUGUACAACUGUCUAGCUUUAGUAUUUCAUUUCUAGCAUAAAAGCCUGUGGGUUGCUAAUGGGAAAGGAUUAAUCUUUAAGAACACCACUGGUUACUUGUCUUUGUUUAGUGAAAAGGAUAUGUUCAAGUCUCAACAGUGUUUAAUUUAUAUUUUGCUCUUCUCUCAAAAUUGUUUUAGAAGUUGGAAAUUUAAGACUUAUUUCCCUAGUCCUGUCUCCCUUACUACCCAUUUAUUAAAACUCAGCUUUCUUACCUC